Molecule: messenger RNA, 354 nt
Organism: Paramecium sonneborni
Lineage: Eukaryota; Ciliophora; Oligohymenophorea; Peniculida; Parameciidae
Source: the annotation of a GenBank genome assembly
AUGGAUAGUUAAUGUAAACUUGCAGAUGGAUAAUUUUAGAAUAAAACUUUCUGUUCAUUAUGUGAUUAUAUGACCUAAAUUACUCUUGUUUUGUUGAAAUAACAGAACCAUCUAUAUAAUUCUUAUGGCAAGCAAAUUGUUGAAAAUGUCUAAUGUCCAAAAAACUACUUUGAAUGUAUUGAUCAACCUAAUAAUUGUUUCAGUUGCAGAUUUUAAUAAAAUGAGAAUGGCAAUGUUGUAGAUGUGAAUCUGAAUUAGGCUAUUUUUUCAACGGUUUAAGAAAAAUCUGUUAACCAAUUUGUGUAGAUUAAAUUAAAGUUUAAAAUGAAUAAUAUGAUGUGGAAAUCUUAUUGA